AUGGUUUCAUCUUUUCGGGUCACACAACAGAUCUGGCACUGCGACGCGCUGGGCGUCUACUCGCACUACACGUCGGCCGGGGUGGGCGGCCUCAACAGCUCGCGUGCCACGGACAAUUCGACCUUCCUCCGCGGCGUGCAGCUCUCGGACCAGGCCGGCCUGGUGGGGUUCGACACCAUCUUCCCGGGCUACUACGUGGGCCGCGACACCCACAUCCACCUCAAGGUCCACCUCAACGGCAGCCUGGCCGCCGUCAACCAGACCAGCACCGGCCUCGAGAAUGAUGACGUCAACACCAACCAAACCACCGCCUACUACUACUAUGCUGGGGGCAGCGUCGUGCACACGGGCCAGCUGUUCUUCGAGGACGCCGUGAGCGACGCCAUUGACGCGCUGGCGCCCUACAGCACCAACCCUGGCAACCGCACGCUUCUGGAUGAGGACAACAUCUACGCCGGGGUGACCAACGCGUCCUACGGUCUGCUCGACGUGGCCUACCGCAACUCCUCGCAGGGCUACGCCGGCGGCCUGGUCGCCACCAUCAUCCUCGGUAUCGACACCUCGGCCAGGCCGCCGACGACGAGAGCGGCCCAACUGGCGGCGGUCCCGACCAACCGUUGCCCCCGGGAGGCGCUCCUGGCAGCCCCUAAGCCACACGUUCCAUGA
Acanthamoeba castellanii str. Neff is the source of this 666-nucleotide messenger RNA. RefSeq names its product protocatechuate dioxygenase. Gene Ontology annotation, molecular function: iron ion binding; oxidoreductase activity, acting on single donors with incorporation of molecular oxygen, incorporation of two atoms of oxygen. NCBI's taxonomy places the organism in Eukaryota, Discosea, Longamoebia, Acanthamoebidae. The transcript has a single exon. The record is from RefSeq and is a predicted model, not a curated record. Bases 1 to 666 code for a protein of 221 amino acids.